Messenger RNA from Toxotes jaculatrix (banded archerfish), 8074 nucleotides. RefSeq names its product collagen, type XXII, alpha 1 (gene col22a1). NCBI's taxonomy places the organism in Eukaryota, Metazoa, Chordata, Actinopteri, Toxotidae. The coding region runs from base 230 to 5098 and encodes 1622 amino acids. The record is from RefSeq and is a predicted model, not a curated record. The transcript is spliced from 65 exons.
GUCACCCUGGAUUAUAUAAUAAUCUCAUCUUGAUUUCUGGCGCCCGCAGUGGAGAUAUUUUGGAUUAUUAUCACCUGAUAAUGAUGCUGCCCUGGUGCUGAUUCAGGUUGUGGGUGCUGGAGGCAGAGAGAGACUGACACCUCCAGUAACGCUGACUGAGCGACAGGCCAGGCUGGACAGCUUGAUGGUGGUAAUAAGCUAAAACAAACAGACUCAAACCGAGGCCGAGAUGGAAUUACGACUGGGAUUUAGGAUCACCCUGGUCUUGGUCAUCCUGGCCUUGACUCUUUCCAGUGAGAGGGUGGAAGCACAGAGGGCAGGGUGUAAAAAUGUCCACUAUGACUUGGCGUUUAUCCUGGAUACCUCAUCCAGCGUUGGAAAAGAGAACUUUGAGAAGAUCAGGCAAUGGGUGGCCAACCUGGUGGAGUCUUUUGAUGUGGCACCAGACAAGACAAGAGUAGCUGUAGUUCGCUACAGUGACAGACCCACCACUGAGUUCAACCUGGGGAAACACAGGACCCUGGAAGAUGUGAAGCAAGCUGCCCGUAACAUACGCUACCUGGGGGGAAAUACAAUGACCGGGGAUGCUAUCAGCUACACCACUGACAACAUCUUCACGGAGGGGAACGGAGCGAGGCCCACAGCUAGAGGCAUUCAGAGGGUGGCCAUCCUUCUCACAGAUGGCCGGAGCCAGGAUUAUGUUCUGGAGCCCUCUAAGGCAGCUGCCAAAGCUGGUAUCAGGAUGUUUGCCGUGGGCAUCGGGGAGGCACUGAAGGAGGAGCUGGAAGAAAUCGCAGCGGAGCCAAAGAAUGCCCACGUCUUCCAUGUGACGGACUUUAACGCCAUUGACAAGAUCAGGGGCCGGCUGAGGAGGCGGCUGUGCGAGAAUGUCCUGUGUCCAAACAUGAAGGUCCAACCUGAUCGCUUUAAGCCCAACAGCACCAGUUAUGGUCUUGAAGAGGUUCCAGGGUUCGACCUGAUGGAGUACUUCAAUGUGAGAGAUAUUCUGGGAACCAGAUUUGAUGAAGGCCAGAGUUCUUAUGUUCGCCUUGGCACCAUGCCCAUUGUACAGCAGACAGAAGACGUGUUUCCUCAAGGGUUGCCAGAUGAAUAUGCCUUUGUGACGACAUUCAAAUUCAGGAAAACCUCAAGACGUGAAGAUUGGUACCUGUGGCAGGUUUUUGAUAAAUAUGGAAUCCCACAGGUGUCCAUUCGUCUGGAUGGCGAGAACAAGGCAGUGGAGUACAACGCUGUUGGGCUGACAAAAGAUGCUGUCAGAGCCGUGUUCAAGAAUCCUGAAGUUGACAACCUGUUUGACCGUAACUGGCACAAGAUUGCCCUCAGUGUGGAAGCCAAGGCUGUGUCUCUGUACCUGGACUGCAAACACAUCCAGACACUGCCCAUUGAAGACAGAGAGGACAUUGAUAUCCAGGGGAGGACAGUAAUUGGGAAGAGGCUGUAUGACAGUGUGCCAAUUGAUUUUGACCUCCAAAGGAUGAUGAUUUACUGUGAUUCCAAGCACGCAGAGCUGGAAACCUGCUGUGAUCUGCCCAAUGGACCCUGCCCUAAGAAAGUGGUGACAGAAGCUCCCCCUCUGGAGAUCCCCACUCCGACACCUACUGUUGUGGAGCAACAAAGAGGCCCUCAAGUCAACUGCUCAUGCCCUGCAGGAGAGAAGGGAGAGAUCGGUGCACCUGGUGUUGCAGGUCCCAAGGGUGAAAAGGGUGACACUGGCCCUAUGGGCGCCAUCGGACCCGCAAGCGUCAAAGGAGAAAAAGGAGAAAGUGGCAGAGUAAUCUCUGUCAAAGGUGGCAGAGGUGAGAAGGGUGAUACAGGCAGCAUAGGGUUGACAGGUGCUCCUGGACAAAAAGGAGAGAAGGGAGUUGGUGGUGUGCCAGGUAUUGAUGGUUUAUCUGGAGACAAAGGAGACAAAGGUGAAGCUGGACUGGCUGGUGAUCCAGGGCUGCCAGGUCCAGCUGGACCAAAGGGAAUUCAAGGGGACUCAGGAAUUCCUGGCGCACCUGGACCAAAAGGAGUCACUGGUGAAUUGGGUGUAAAAGGUGAAAAAGGAGCUCCAGGAGCCUCGGGUGGGGCAGGUUUGGAUGGAUUACCUGGAAAACCUGGUCUUCCUGGGAAAGAUGGUUUGAGAGGACUGGUUGGUACACCCGGGCCCAGCGGAAUUAAAGGCGACAAGGGGGAGAGAGGCCUUCCCGGAUUACCUGGGGAUGUGGUUCAACAAGAAGGUUUACGGGGUGAAAAGGGAGAUCCUGGACCCCAGGGGCCCCCAGGGGCUGAUGGCCCCCCAGGGCCUUCUGGUCCUCCUGGUUUACAAGGUCUACCCGGGGAGCCUGGAGAAUUCGGCCAAAGGGGAAAGAAGGGUGAAAGUGGGUUGCCUGGAGUGGAUGGCCUUCCCGGACCUCCUGGUCCUCAGGGUCCACCUGGGCCACCAGGAAACCAAGGACACACUGGACCUCCGGGUCUGCCCGGUGAAAUUGGAUUUUCAGGCAAACCCGGAGAACCUGGAAAGCCUGGUCUUCCUGGUAAAGAUGGUCUGGACGGUCUUCCUGGAAAUGAUGGUGCCAUGGGGCCCAGGGGAGAGCGUGGAGCAGAUGGUUUUCCCGGCAAGUCUGGACCUAAGGGUGAUGAAGGGCCACCUGGACCAAGAGGACCUCCAGGAGAGAGAGGAGAAGCUGGUUCCCCUGGACAGCCAGGUGCUGAUGGAGCAAGAGGAGACAGGGGCAUUCCGGGAGAAAGAGGACUGGAUGGACCAGUUGGGCCAAAAGGUGAAAAGGGAGACAAGGGUGAAGUGGGAGCGAGGGGACCGCCUGGAGCUCCAGGAAAUGUGGCAAAUGUCAUUCCUGAGCCUGGUGAACCUGGAAUACCCGGAGAAAAGGGAGAGAAAGGAGAUCAAGGGAAACCAGGAGAGAUGGGCCCAAGAGGAUUACCUGGCGAACAAGGUUUUAAGGGUCCACCUGGAGCACCGGGUCCAAAAGGUGACACUGGACCUACAGGAGAGACAGGACGAGUUGGAGACCCUGGUCCACCUGGCAUAGCUGGUCCUCAAGGUCCUCGUGGAUUGCCAGGGAAUGUGGGCAUACCAGGCAUAAUUGGGCCUCCUGGUCCUGCAGGACAGAGAGGAGACAAGGGUGAACCAGGUAAACCAGGACAAACAGGUCCCGCAGGCCCACCUGGAGAGCCUGGUAUGACUGGACCCCCUGGACCACCAGGGAAGGGGAAAGAUGGGCAAAAUGGAGAACCAGGACCACAGGGAAUUUCUGGACCCCCGGGGCCAAAGGGUCAACCAGGGUCACGAGGUGAACCAGGGUUACCAGGGGACAGGGGUCAAGCAGGAGAAGGCAAAGUGGGACCACCGGGUUCACCAGGAAUUAAAGGGGAACCUGGAUCUGCGGGUUUGAGGGGUCCACCAGGAGUUGCAGGUCCUCAGGGCCCAGCAGGACACAAUGGUUUACCAGGAAGGCCGGGAGAGAAGGGAGCACCUGGAGAGCCUGGAAAGGCAGCAGACCUCUCUGACCUAAAUCUGAAGGAUGUAUGCUCAGACUGCCCUGCAGGUCCACCUGGACCACCUGGUCUUCCAGGAGUCCCUGGAGACAAAGGACACGCAGGACCUCCUGGGAAAAAUGGUCAAGAUGGUUACCAAGGCCCGUCGGGACCAGCAGGACCUCCAGGGCCCCCUGGAGCCGACGGAACAAAGGGUAUAAAAGGUGAUCGAGGACCUCCUGGAGGCCCCGGAGACAAAGGAGAAAAGGGUCACCCAGGACCCCCUGGUCAUCCAGGAGCUCCUGGCUUAAUGGGUACACCUGGUAACGAUGGACAACCUGGCCCCGCUGGUCCCCCAGGGCCCCCUGGAGAAAAGGGCAAAGAGGGUCUCAAAGGAAUCCAGGGACCACCGGGUCUCCCAGGCUUGAUAGGUCAGCCUGGAAAAAUGGGAAAGGAUGGCAGACCAGGUGAAACAGGAGAACCUGGCAAACAAGGUGAACCUGGGCCACUAGGAAACCCUGGGCUCAGGGGACUCCCAGGCUUUAAAGGCCACAGAGGAGAACCUGGAGCUCCAGGACCUAAGGGAGAAGAUGGAAAGUCUGGAUCACCUGGGCGUGACGGCAAACCUGGAAAGGAGGGGUCAAAGGGUCCUCCAGGUCCAGAAGGACUUCUUGGACCGAGAGGAGAGCCGGGCAAGCCAGGUGAACCAGGACCAUCAGGAAAAUCAGGUCUCCCUGGAACUCCAGGUCUGAGGGGAGACAAGGGAGAGGCUGGCAAUCCAGGAUUACCAGGAUUUAGUGGGCCUAAAGGCCCUGCGGGUCCAUCUGGUCCAGCUGGCCCAGAGGGGAAGCAGGGGAUGCCAGGCAGAGCUGGUGAUCGUGGCAUCAAAGGAGAUAGGGGUGACCCAGGUACAAAGGGAGAUAAAGGACAUUCAGGAGAACCAGGUAUGCCUGGAAACCCUGGACCCCCAGGUAGAAAGGGCCACACAGGAAUGAUGGGCAUGUCAGGACCACCAGGAGAAAUAGGACCUCCUGGGCCACAGGGACCUUCAGGAAACCCUGGUCUCCCAGGCCCAAGGGGAGAGUCAGUAUCACUGGAGCAGAUGAGACGGCUCAUCCAGGAGGAGCUGGCAAAACAAUUAGAUGCCAAAUUGGCUUACCUCAUGGCUCAGAUCCAGCCAGCCCACGUGAAGAGCACAGUCGGCCGUCCAGGACCUCCAGGCCCUCCAGGUAAGGACGGCGGUCCUGGACGACCUGGCCCCCCUGGAGAGCCUGGCAUGCCUGGGCAGAAUGGAGGAGAAGGACCUAGAGGACCCAUGGGCCCUAAAGGUGAGAAAGGAACAAGAGGAGAGAAGGGAGAACCUGGUAUUGGUGAACGAGGAGAGCAAGGCCCUCCUGGCCCGAUAGGUCCAGCCGGUCUGCCUGGUUAUGGCAAGGAUGGAAGUCCAGGACAAGCCGGAGCCCAGGGAGAGCCAGGAAACCCCGGCCCCCACGGUCAGCCUGGACCUCCGGGUCCACCUGGCCAAUGUGACCCCACCCAGUGUGCCUAUUAUGCCAGCCUGGCACAAAGACCCCACACCAAAAACGUCAAGGGGACUUAAGAAAGAGGAGACACAAAGAGCUUGAAGUCUAGCUGUAUUUAUGAACUUGGUUGUGUCAGUCUGAAUCAAGAACUUUUCCUUUUGAAGAUAACCUCAGUACGGAGGGCUGAAGCAAUAUGUGCUGCCGGUCAGAUUCUUUGUUUUGUUUGUUUUUGGUAUGAAGCUUGGGAUGGAUUGGGAUUGAGCAUCGGGGGACUUUUAAGAUUUAAUAUGGGGUGAAGAGGGCAGCUAAGCGUUUUUUUUCCCCCCUCAUUUGCAUGCUUGCUGUAAAAUAUAUAGGGAGAUAACAAGGAUGAUGCGGCUCCCUCCUCUUAAAACCCCCAUCGGGAGUGAAGAUUUGGGAUUCUGAUAUUGUAUCGUUUCAUCAAUAAUUAUCUCAAACGUACAGCCAGGCAUUUUUUUUUUUUUUUUCAGAAAUAUGUCAGCAUCACGGCCUUUUUUUUUUUUUCCUCCCUCACACCAUUUUGCAUCAGUUACCCCUCGAAGCCCACACUGUACUACGUCAAGCCAUCGCUGUCAGUUACUGCUCACUAAAUUGAUCUCUCGCUAGGGAUCUUCUGCCACUCAGCUGGUAAUUACUCAAUCAAGGGAAUUAUCUGUUUUGUUGUCACUGAUUGGAAAGGGGGGAGGACAGACAGGGUGAGGCACAAUCUCAAAUACCAAUAGUGAUUUUGUGUAGGCGGAGUGUUAAUGAGUUAGUGUGGAGAGUGAUGAAUGACCACAUUUGUGCACUUCUUGCCUCCAAGCUGUUAGCCGUGUUCUUAUGUAGCCCUGUUUUUGGAUCAUAUUAGCAGCCCAGGACGGGCAGAAAAACAGAAUCAGUUUCAGAGAAAAUCCACCUUUAAAUAAAUCGGAAAUUUGCUCAGUUUGUUAAAAGUAAACACGUCGGAUUUAUUUAGAUAGAAAUGAAAGGUUUUAUUCUGGGAAUAAACUGGAGGCAGUGAAAAUUACAUCUGUCACAAUCCAUAAAUUGGAGUCUUGGCAAUGUUCUUUCAAGCUUUGGGAGAGAUUUGAAUUCUGGUUAUUUGCCCAAAAAAAUACAACACAGUAUCCGCGCUAUCAAUUUUGUAUGAAUUUGUAUCUUAUCUAAUUUUGAAAUGAAAGCCAUUCAAAUUCAUUUCCAAAAUAUGAACGACAGGGGGUGUAUGAAUAAGUUAUAGAUGCCGUGUAAUUGUUUGUUCACCCACAGGAUUCUUAUUAAACCUUAGUCUAAAAGACAGAAGUCGAGACAGGAAGAGGUGUCACAGUUAGAUUUGUACUUUUAUGUUUAAUGAAGUGGCUUCGGCCUUUCUCUCUCUCUGAGGUGUGCAUGGACUUGAACAGUGAACAGCUUUGAGGAGGUGGUAUAAUUGCUGCCUUUUGUUCACCUUUCUUGAAAAGCUGCUUGUUUCACACUGCUUCCUCUAAACGUGUCACUUCCUUUCUCUUCAGUGAGCUUUAUUAAGUGCGUAUGCAGUGGCAGGGCCCGGGCUACUCAGCCCUGCUCUGAAAAGACAUUGCUUCUUAUUCGUCCCCUGGAACCUAAAAUUGGAGAGCUGCUUCCCUGCAUCCUGAUGACCAGAGCAUUGUGGUAACCAUUUGAAAGAUGUUUUGCCUCACGUCCCUCAUGGACCAAUUACACUUCUCCCCAACCUCAGACAUACUGGCCAUCUAGAACCUAGUAAAUAGCCUCCACGAAAGUUAUCCCAUUUGUCUUCCUUUUAAAAACACGAACAAAAGCAGAGGGAAAGUGGGGGGGUUUAAUUCUGAAGAAGGAUGCAUGCGAGCUUUUGAGCUUGUCAAGACAUUCAAUGCAACAACAGGUCAAAGGUUAUUGCUAAAUGGGCCAGUCAUACUUUUUAUCACCUCUUGCUCAGGUUGCCUUAUGGAGGGCCAGAUUUUAUUCCUAAAAUCUGCCAACACAGUCCUAAGACUGUAUGACCUACCAGUCAUACAGUCUUGUAUGACUGGUAGGUUUUGGUGGCUAGUAUUUGCUUAUGUUAGUAAAAGGUUGAAUUUAACAUUUACCAGUACAUGUACAUUUAAUCAACAUAAAGUGUCUUAGUAAAGUGUUGGGUCAUCAUGUCUCACCAGAACAGCUUCAUUGCUUCUUGGCAUAGAUUCUGUAAGUCCAUGGACUCUACUGGAGGGAUGACGAACACCCUUCUUCCAAAUAUAAAGGUAUCCCUUCAUUUGUCAUUUUGAUGUUGGUGGUGGAGACUUCUGUCUGACACAUUCAUCCAAAAUCUCUCACUGGUGUUCAACUGGAUUGAUAUCUUGUGACUGCGAAGGCUUUAGCAUAUGAUUCACAUGAUUUUCCUUUAGUUUGUCACCUGUUUGUGCCUGAGAAAUGUUUAUUCAUCACUAAAACUACAGUUGCAAAUGUUUGCAGCUAUGGCACACAGCUACAUGUUUUCAUUGUAAGUGGUAGAGAGCAGCUUUAAAUGCAGUGAAGUUCAAAUGUACAGUUAGUUCAGAAUCAAAUUUGGCCAUAAACGGGAUUGGAAUGAAAGACCUGCUCUUUCAGCCAUGCCAUUUAAUAUACCUGUUAGCUGCUUUUCUGUCAGUGGUUUACUAUUGAACAAUCCAACCGUAUCAGUAUUGGUAUUUCUUAGAUUUGUAAAUGCUUGUUACAGCCAAUAGUCUGUGUUACAGAGUGGGAUAGUAAGUUGCUACACAAAGCUUAGUAUUUUGUAAUGCAUAUAGGCCAAUUCAAUCAGAAAAAAUAGCUUAUUUGAAUAAUGAAAAAUGUAUCUUUCAUUAUUCAAAUUAUCUUUUUUUUUUUCUGAUUGAGUUUUUUUUUUUUUAAGUUAUAUUGAUAAAUUAUUCACAAUUUGAACCAAUACGAAUGUGUUUUAAAGCAUUAACUAAAUUUUAUUAACUGGGUUUCCCCAUUUUUUUCCUGAUAAAUUGGUGCUAAAAUAUUUUAAAUAAGUAGCAUAUUGUAAGUAUUGGAAAGACACAUGUACUGUACUGUAUAAUAAAGAAUGGAACAGA